Messenger RNA from Condylura cristata (star-nosed mole), 627 nucleotides. Its product is annotated as NKG2-A/NKG2-B type II integral membrane protein-like. The transcript is spliced from 5 exons. The record is from RefSeq and is a predicted model, not a curated record. NCBI's taxonomy places the organism in Eukaryota, Metazoa, Chordata, Mammalia, Eulipotyphla, Talpidae. Gene Ontology annotation, biological process: stimulatory C-type lectin receptor signaling pathway; positive regulation of natural killer cell mediated cytotoxicity. The coding region runs from base 1 to 627 and encodes 208 amino acids.
AUGAGUAACGAAAGGGUAACCUAUGCAGAGCUCAGUGUGGCAAAGGACUCCAAUCGACACCAAGUGAAACCCAAGGGCACCAAAAUCUCCAUUCCGUUAGCUGAGAAGGAACUAACCUAUGCACAGUUAAGUCUCCAAAAUACUUCACAAGCUCAUCAAGGGAAUGGCAAGAAGAACCACUGCAAAGUGCCUGAAACACAGAAUGUGAAUGCAUCAUCCCAAGAAACAGGGGAUCAAGCAGCCAAACACUGUGGCCCCUGUCCCAAGGAGUGGCUGACAUACUCCAACAGCUGCUAUUAUGUCAAUCAUGAAAGAAAAACCUGGAAGGACAGCGAGACAGACUGUGCUUCUAAGAAGUCUCAGCUGAUCCACAUAGAUGAUCAGGAAGAAAUGACGUUUUUGCGCAUCUUUUAUAUCUUCCCAUGGGUUGGAGGCUGCUACAACACCAGUGAGGGCAGAUGGGUGUGGACAAAUGGCUCCAAUUUAUCUUCCAAACUGCUCACAACACCUCCUUCGAGUGGCAAGAAUUGUGCAUAUUUCAAUUUUCAAGAUAAGGAAAUUUCUUCUGAAUCCUGUUCAGAAACAAGAAAAUACAUAUGUAAGCACCGGCUGCAUGAGCUAACCUAA